GCGCAUUUGAAAUUUCAAUUUCACCGUAAAAAAAGGACAGCUCAUAGAGGUACUCAUUUUUCACUAAUUAGUCCAAACUGGAAGAUUAAGCAAAAGAAACCAAGUCAUAGAAAGGGGAAGAUAAUGUGGCCCAUCAAUUCAUCUCCAAAAGUCCAGAACGCGUUUUGUGGGGCCCAAAGAACUCUCCCUCCGGCCUCCUCCCUAACCCAAACUCAGAACCGUUUCCAUCUCCCGACCGUACAGCAGUGUGUACCUCCUUUUCUCCUCCCUCCGCAAUCUUCCCGUCCGGUCCCUUUUCCUUCCCACAAAACCUUCGCCGUUUGGCCGCUACCCAACCGAAACAAGAAAGAUAACCAAAAGCACAGACGACGAUUAGGAAGAUAAUCGAAGAAGGUGCCUGGAUACGGCCAAAAUCCGAAUAUGGCUAACGAAGCUCCCACAUAGGCCACACCCACCACCAUGAAAAAUCAGAGAGAGAUAGAUACCCUUGAAUGAAUGUCCUUGCUCCUGACUCUCUCUCCUAUUUAGGAGAGUAAUUUGGAUUCUAGCCUUGGUUUGGUAUUUUGCCGUUUUCCUGCUCCUUUUUUACCUUCCUCUAGCUUUAUUGUUCUCGGGGGGUGUAUAAAAAUUAGGCAGAGCGAUGUAGAUGAUGAACCUCUGUUUCCACUCUCUACUGUUCUUUCUUCUUCUGGGUUCUAUUUGAUUUUGAUGGUAAUUGGUUUGAUCGGUGCUCCGUCUCUUGUCAGCGAGUUGUUGCUCUGCCCCUGUUUUUUCCGUCGCUGUGGUUUGGUGUAGUUUUGGGUGGGGUGGAGGAAGAGUGAAAACGAUGUCGCAGAAGAGACAACCACCUGAAGAAGGAGGGAAGGCUCGUGCUGAGGGGAAUUCUAGUCCUGAUGAGAAGAGGAGAAGAUUUAAUCUCAGAAAUGUAGUGCAAGAAGCAAUGAAGAUGCGUGCACUGGAGUGUGUUAUGGAGCCAUUAAUUCGUAAAGUGGUGAAAGAGGAAAUUGAAGUGGCUCUCAAAAAACAUUUGGUCAGCAUUGCUUGGAGCAAUGGAAAUGAGAGAGGCUCUUCUGAAUCAAGAUGCUUAAAGCUGCACUUCUCAAAUAAUCUCUCUCUUCCAGUUUUUACUUCAGCUCGUAUUGAAGGAGAUGAUCCUCCAGCUUUACAAGUAGUUUUGAUUGACAAUCAAACUGGGAACAUUGUUAACUCGGGCCCUGAAGCUUAUGCGAGGGUGGAAAUUUUGGUUCUUGAAGGUGAUUUUGAUAGUGAAGAGGGAGAUAAUUGGACACCAGAAGAAUUCAAGAACAACAUUGUAAAAGAGCGUGAAGGGAAGAAGCCUCUUCUCUCGGGAGACGUGCUUUUAAAUCUUAAAGAUGGGGUUGCAUUGGUUGGUGAUAUUUCAUUUACAGAUAAUUCAAGUUGGACUAGAAGUAGAAAAUUCAGAAUUGGAGCUAGAGCUCUGGACAACUUCCAUGGAAUUAGAAUAAAAGAAGCAAAGACGGAAUCCUUCAUUGUCAGAGAUCACCGAGGAGAAUUAUACAAGAAGCAUCAUCCUCCUGCUCUAUCUGAUGAGGUAUGGAGACUGGAAAAGAUUGGGAAAGAUGGAGCUUUUCACAAGCGUUUGUGUCGGGAGAAUAUUAGUACAGUGAAGGAUUUCCUCACACAACUUUCUAUAAACCCUCCAAAGCUGCGGCAUAUCCUUGGUACAGGUAUGUCUGCCAAAAUGUGGGAAGUUACAGUGGAGCAUGCUCAGACAUGUGUGCUUGAUAACAGAGUAUAUUUGUACUUCUCUUCUGGUGGCCAACUAAAAACUGCUGUGGUCUUCAAUCUUGUCGGACAAGUUAGAGGAGUGCUAUCAGAAUUCCAGUAUCUUUCUAUCGACAAUAUGUCUGAAACUGAGAAGGCUGAUGCUCAAAAGUCGGUGAUUGCUGCAUUUGAGCACUGGGAUGAAGUCAUAUCUUGUGAGGACGAGAGCUGUCUUAUGGCUGGCUCUUCACACUUUAAUACCACCCCUUAUAUUUCAAGCUCAUCAAGAACAGAUAAUUCUAAUGUGGAUGCACCAAAGGUGGGAGUGUUUGAUUGCUUGCAACCAAAUUCAGGAUGUUCCCCUGAUAUAGCAUCAUCCAUGUACUCUGUUGGUGGUGUUGGUAACCCGGAAGACUAUGGUUUCCCGGGUAUUGAAAACAUGGGCCUAACAUAUGAGCAGACUUUGAGUUUCGCUAGCCAAGUUGCAAACCCUCUCAUCCAUGAUGCAGUAGAUUCAAUAACUCAAGCUCUCUGUGAUUAUGAUGAUGAUGAUCAUCUCCGAUUCUUUGAUACCGAUCUUCAGUCCCAGAACCUCUGCUUGGGAGCACAAGCAGACUUACAGAGUGCAGUGGAUGGAUUUUUGUUGUCACGUUCGACUACCGCUGUUGCUAUUGGUAGUAAAGCUCAGAGGAGAUGGGCGAAGGUGUCUAGUGUGCUGAGAUGGUUUUCGAUCAGGAAGCUUGUUGCUAGAAGGAAUCGUGUUCGAGAUAUUCAUGAUUCACUGGAUGUUAGAAAGAUGGUUACUAGGUAAUAGGCUUGUAGCUAGCUGCUUUUGUAAAACUGGUAAUAGUCAAGUAAGUCACUGCUUCCCUAAGUGAAGGUUUUUGUGUGAAGUUUGUAGAGUGACAGACACAAUGGAUUUAAAUGUUUUGUGUUGAGUUGUAUAUUUGCUCUCAAAUCUCGUUACUUCUGGCCUAGGCUUCCUUGUAAACAAUACAACAAAUGAUAAGACCUUUGAAAACUAGCUUACCGAUUGACUUCUGCAUGACUGUCUUGAGGGUUCGUUAUCCUCUGUGACUUGUUAUUGCAUUGGAGUGCCACUUUGUACCCAGUUCCAUAUCCAAAAGAUUGAAAGUUAUUGUUGCAGAGCAGAGUGAAAAAAUCCACAGAGAAAUCC
This is a messenger RNA of Linum tenue, 2923 nucleotides long. The record is from the annotation of a GenBank genome assembly. NCBI's taxonomy places the organism in Eukaryota, Viridiplantae, Streptophyta, Magnoliopsida, Malpighiales, Linaceae.